CUUUGCCUGUUAAAGUGGAAGGAGGCUGCAGGGCUCCGGCGGAGGCCGCCUCGGAGUUUUUCACUGAGGCAGGGGUCAGCUGAAAGACAAAGAAAAAUGGCGAAUAGUUUGGUGGGGGGGCCGCGGUUCGCCCUCGCCCCGGAGUGGACCUUCCCGGCUCGGCAUCUCCUACGCCUUUUGUUUCCUCCGUCCUUGGGGGGGAGGGCUAGCAGUGACUUAAUUUCUCCCUGUCCGAGGAGAGAUAUAAAUAGCUCCAUGUAAAAUUAAUGCAGUUCCCGCAGUCUCUGAUCUGCAUGUUACCAGCUACUCCAAAUUGUAUUUAUGAUUUUUAAACCAGUUGUGGAUUCUGGCAAGUGUGUUGUUAACUGGCAAGCAUGAGAACCUUGGAAUUGUGGGGUCUAUCCUAACUCCAUCCAGCAGAAGUCCAGAACUGUACAGGGAAGUCGAAGGUGAAGGUGAAGGAGGGGACAUCCGGAGAGGCCUAGACAAAUCAUCCUACCGGGACCCAAAAGUUUAGAUGGGGAAGCUGAUGACGCUGAGGCUCAGAGAGAUUAAGUGACUUCCCCAAGGUCACACAAUUACCAGAAUGUCCACUGAUGGAGGGUUUGGCAGUACCAGCAGCAGUGAUGCUCAGCAGAGCCUACAGUCCUUUUGGCCUCGUGUCAUGGAAGAAAUUCGAAAUUUGACAGUGAAAGAUUUCCGUGUGCAGGAGCUUCCUCUAGCUCGUAUUAAGAAGAUCAUGAAACUGGAUGAAGAUGUAAAGAUGAUAAGUGCUGAAGCCCCUGUACUUUUUGCCAAGGCUGCCCAGAUAUUCAUCACUGAGCUGACAUUACGAGCCUGGAUCCACACAGAAGACAAUAAACGCCGGACUCUCCAGAGAAAUGACAUCGCCAUGGCAAUUACAAAAUUUGACCAGUUCGACUUUCUCAUCGAUAUUGUUCCAAGAGAUGAACUGAAACCUCCCAAGCGUCAGGAAGAGGUGCGCCAAUCUGUGACUCCCGCCGAGCCCGUCCAGUACUACUUCACAUUGGCCCAGCAGCCUGCAGCAGCUGUCCAGGUCCAGGGUCAGCAGACUGGCCAGCAGACCACCACCUCCACCACCACCAUCCAGUCAGGACAGAUCAUCAUUGCCCAACCUCAGCAGGGCCAGACCACCCCAGUGACGAUGCAGGUUGGAGAAGGCCAGCAGGUGCAGAUCGUCCAGGCCCAGCCCCAGGGCCAGACGCAGCAGACACCAAGCAGCACAGGACAGACCAUGCAGGUGAUGCAACAGAUCAUCACCAACACAGGGGAAAUCCAGCAAAUUCCGGUGCAGUUAAACGCCGGCCAGCUGCAGUAUAUCCGCUUAGCGCAGCCUGUAUCAGGCACCCAGGUUGUUCAGGGACAGAUCCAGACUCUUGCAGCUAGUGCACAGCAGAUUACACAGACAGAGGUCCAGCAAGGACAGCAGCAGUUUAGCCAGUUCACAGACGGACAGCAGCUGUACCAGAUCCAGCAGGUCACCAUGCCAGCAGGCCAGGACCUUGCACAGCCCAUGUUCAUCCAGUCGGCUAACCAGGCCUCCGACGGGCAGACCCCUCAGGUGACGGGUGACUGAGCCCAGCUGGGGCCUCAUCCAGCACAGCCAGUGCACGGGGCCAUACAGACUCCAUUUCUGCCACUGUGGCCUGGCUUGAGUGUCCCACCUUCCCCAGAGCCUCCCACGGGCAAAGACACUGGUGCACACAGCCCAUGCUGCGGUCUAGGAAAUCGCCAACUGAAAGAUGCAAUAUUUUUUCAUUUCCUUUUUCUUUUUUUGUUUUUUUUUUUUGUUUUAUAAAGGAAUCAAUAUUUCAGUAUGUUGAGCUGUAUGUCCAAUGCUAUUGAAAUGGGAAAUAUUCAAUAACAUAUUUAUAACAUUUUCUUGAGGUGUGGCUACAAAAGACUGCCCUCAUCAUGCCCCUUCUUCCCAAAAGCAGCUCUCCAGGUGUGGGAGUAGCUCCCACAACAGCUGCCUUAACCUUACUUGCCACCUCUGGCUAAUGCACCCAAUACCCUAGGUCACUGGGUGGUCGGUUGGCCGGUUCUCACCUGCCCCUGUCCAGAAUGAAGCAUCCACCUCUGGAAGCUGCAGGAACAGUUUUCGUGUUCAACGAUGAACUUGCCUCCAGGCACAGUGUCUCAUUUCUUCUGGACCCCCUCUGUCCCAGGGAAACUGGGGCUCUCCUCUUUUUUCCCUCCACCUGUCCACCCCCAAUUUUCUCCCCUGAAGAAGCAAAUGAAUAAUUAUGCUCGUCUCCUUCGCUGCAUGGACUUCAAACUGCAUGAAUUGAAAUGCAAUGAAUAAAGCUCCUUUUUAGAGAA
Messenger RNA from Vombatus ursinus (common wombat), 2343 nucleotides. It is a transcript of the gene NFYC, whose product is annotated as nuclear transcription factor Y subunit gamma. The record is from RefSeq and is a predicted model, not a curated record. The transcript is spliced from 12 exons. NCBI's taxonomy places the organism in Eukaryota, Metazoa, Chordata, Mammalia, Diprotodontia, Vombatidae. Gene Ontology annotation, biological process: regulation of DNA-templated transcription. Gene Ontology annotation, molecular function: DNA binding; DNA-binding transcription activator activity, RNA polymerase II-specific; protein heterodimerization activity. Bases 587 to 1597 code for a protein of 336 amino acids. Gene Ontology annotation, cellular component: nucleus; CCAAT-binding factor complex.